AUGGUCAACCAAAGCUCCCCAGUGGGAUUCCUCCUUCUGGGCUUCUCUGAAUACCCAGGGCUGGAAAGGAUUCUCUUUGUGGUUGUCUUAACUUCCUACCUCCUCACCCUGGUGGGCAACACACUCAUCAUCCUGCUGUCGGUUCUGGACCCCAGGCUCCACUCUCCAAUGUACUUCUUCCUCUCCAACCUCUCCUUCUUGGACCUCUGCUUCACCACAAGUUGUGUCCCCCAGAUGCUGGUCAACCUCUGGGGCCCCAAGACCAUCAGCUUCCUGGGCUGCUUCAUCCAGCUGUUCAUCUUCAUGUCCCUGGGGACCACUGAAUGCAUCCUCCUGACAGUGAUGGCCUUUGAUCGCUAUGUGGCUGUCUGCCAGCCCCUCCAUUAUGCCACCAUCAUCCAUCCCCGCCUGUGCUGGCAGCUGGCAGCUGUGGCCUGGGUUUUGGGUCUGGCCCAAUCCAUAGUCCAGACACCACCCACUCUCCUCCUGCCCUUCUGUCCCCACCGGCAGAUAGAUGACUUUUUGUGUGAAGUUCCUUCUCUGAUUAGACUAUCCUGUGGAGACACCACCUACAAUGAAAUCCAAUUAGUUGUGUCCAGUUUCUUCAUCUUGGUUGUUCCUCUCAGCCUUGUUCUUGUCUCUUAUGGUACCAUUGCCCGGGCAGUACUGAGAAUUAACUCUGCCCAAGCAUGGAAAAGAGCUUUAGGGACCUGCUCCUCCCAUCUUAUGGUUGUCACUAUCUUCUACAGCUCAGUCAUUGCUGUCUACCUCCAGCCCAAAAAUCCUUAUGCCCAAAAGAGGGGCAAGUUCUUUGGCCUCUUCUAUGCAGUGGGCACUCCUUCACUUAACCCACUCAUAUACACCCUGAGGAACAAGGAGGUAAAGAGGGCAUUCAGGAGGUUACUGGGGAAAGAUGGGGAAUCUAGGGAAAACUGUUUGAUAUAUUCCUAA
Messenger RNA from Marmota flaviventris (yellow-bellied marmot), 951 nucleotides. Its product is annotated as olfactory receptor 2H1-like. Gene Ontology annotation, cellular component: membrane. NCBI's taxonomy places the organism in Eukaryota, Metazoa, Chordata, Mammalia, Rodentia, Sciuridae. The record is from RefSeq and is a predicted model, not a curated record. Gene Ontology annotation, molecular function: olfactory receptor activity; G protein-coupled receptor activity. Gene Ontology annotation, biological process: G protein-coupled receptor signaling pathway.